GCCGUCUCGCCGCCGCGGAGGGCGCCCCCGGAUCCCCGCAGGGAGGCUCCGGCGCUCCCGGAAGCCGCCGGAAAGCGCGAGCGGCGGGGCUAGGCCGGGCCGGCUAUGCCUCCCGUGGCCGCGGCUCCCGCCGGCGACCGCGCGCCCGCGGCCUCGGGGGUGCAGCCGGGCCCCGCGGAGGCCGCGCUGUGAGGCGCCAGGGCGUGGUGGCCGCCGCGGCCGCGCCGGAGGGGCCCGGGGCCGGCGCCCGCCCCGCUCGCGCUCUGCGGCCCCGCCUAGGCUCGCCGCCUCAGCCGCCGGCCGCCAUGGUCUUCGCCGCCCGGGAGGGCGCGGGCUCGGCGCGGCACCGGGCGCUGCGCGGGCUGCUGCUGCUCUGCCUGUGGCUGCCGAGCGGCCGCGCGGCCGCACCGCCCUCCGCGCCGCUGUCCGAGCUGCACGCGCAGCUCUCGGGGGUGGAGCAGCUGCUGGAGGAGUUCCGCCGGCAGCUGCAGCGGGAGCGGCCGCAGGAGGAGCUGGAGCUGGAGCUGCGCGCGGGCGGCGGCCCCCAGGAGGGCUGCCCGGGCCCCGGCGGCGGCGGCGGCGGCGGCGGCGGCGGCGGCGGCUACAGCGCCAUGCCGGACGCCAUCAUCCGCACCAAGGACUCGCUCGCGGCGGGCGCCAGCUUCCUGACGGCGCCGGCGGCCGUGCGGGACUGGCGGCAGUGCCUGGCCGCCUGCUGCUCCGAGCCGCGCUGCUCCGUGGCGGUGGUGGAGCUGCCCCGGCGGCCCGCGCCCCCCGCCGCCGCGCUCGGCUGCUACCUCUUCAACUGCACCGCCCGCGGCCGCAGCGUCUGCAAGUUCGCUCCGCACCGCGGCUACAGCAGCUACAGCCUCAGCCGCGCCCCGGCGGGCGGGCCGCGAGACCUGGAAGCCUCGCCUCCAGUGGAAAAGGAUGAGCCCCCGCUUAGCAAGGCUGGGCAGGAUGUGGUCUUGCAUCUACCUACAGACGGAGUGGUUUUAGAUGGCCGUGAGAGUACAGAUGACCACGCCAUUGUCCAGUAUGAGUGGACACUGCUGCAGGGUGACCCAUCAGUGGACAUGAAGGUACCUCAGUCAGGAACCCUGAAGCUGUCCCACUUACAGGAAGGAACAUACACCUUUCAGCUCACUGUAAUGGACACUGCUGGGCAGAGAAGCUCCGACAACGUCUCAGUGACGGUGCUUCCCAUGACGUUCUCCACAGGAGGAUGCUUGAGUGUUUGCUCCCGCUACCACUUCUUUUGUGACGAUGGCUGUUGCAUUGACAUUACACUGGCUUGCGAUGGAGUGCGGCAGUGUCCUGAUGGGUCUGAUGAAGCUUUCUGUCAAAACUUGAGCCUUGACCAGAAGACGGUGACCCACACAGCAACUCUCCAGCCUAGAACCACAGGACCAAGCAAAGAUGCAGCAGGAGGUUUCUUCUUGGAAAAGUCUCAGAAAGUCACUGUUCAAAACCAGCCACCAGCUGGUUUAUCAAACGCAGAGAAGAGGAAUCAUUCCAUGUUUUGGGGACCAGAGAGUCAAACUGAUCCUAUGAUGCCAGAUCGUGGCUCCUCGAGGAAGAACAGAAAAGAGGAAAAUUAUAUUUUUGAGUCCAAGAGCGAUCGAGGAGGAGGGGAACACCCAGCCCCAGAAACAGGUGCAGUGCUACCCCUGGCCCUGGGUUUGGCCAUCACGGCUCUGCUGCUUCUCAUGGUUGCUUGCCGACUACGCCUGGUGAAACAGAAACUUAAAAAAGCUCGUCCCAUCACAUCUGAGGAAUCCGACUACCUCAUAAAUGGGAUGUAUCUGUAAUAAGUCUCAUUUAAAUAGCUGGGGGUGAGGAUGUUUUACUUAUAAUUUAUACAUAUAUUGGUUUGGAUAUUUAUAACCUCUUUGAUUUGAACUGGGCUAAGAAAAAUCCUGAAACCCCAGAAAAUUCUGCAAGCCCCUAAACCUUUGUUUUUAUUUAUUAUAGAAAGAUUUUAUUUGGGGAGUAUAUGAAAUGUUUUGAAAUUUGGAGAGGAAUCCAUGUGAGUAAAGACUCUAAUUCUGACUUAUGUGAGCUGUCCUUGAAAAUAGCAAUUUGCAGUUAGCCAAGGCAGAAAAUUCAGAAUCUCAAGGAAAGGCCUUCGGAUGGCAAUGUUAACCCUUUACUUUUCAGAAGCCAGCCAUUGGCCUCUGGCAACCCUGGGCCACUUUACACACAGCUUCCUUUUUCUGAGGCCUUCUUAUUCCUCAUAUUAAGCUUCAAGUGCUUUUCUCCCCUUCAAAGCCUGUUUCUGAGAAUGGAUCUCAAGUGAAUUUAUACCUUCAGUGAAAUGCUCCCUAUGGCAGGAAUAUCUAACUGUAACCCCUGUGAACACGUCAAGGAGGCAUCAGGGUGGGUGAGUGUGAGCUUAUCCCAGUGCUUCUGACAUCAUGUCGUUUGGGUGGCUGCCCCCUUAGACCUGACUUUGGGAGAAAACACUCACUUUGGAUUACAAAUAGCUGUAACGUUGUCCUGGAGGGAGAUAGGAAAUGAUGGUGGCAGCAGAAGUGGCAGGUCAAACAUUUUAACACAAACUUAGCUGAGGGCAAAGUACUUUCUUCAAUCUACUCAACACUGCUUGAUGGUCCAGAACACAGCAGCUUUAUUUAUAUAGUCACUGGUCUUCAGCAUUAGUCUGUGUUGAUGGAAGAGAAAGAUGCAUUCAAAUUGAAAAGCAGAGCACUGAGUGGAUUUCUAGGUGCAGCAUUUGUAAAAAUGUCACAUGUUUAAGGAUCACCAGCUUCUUUCAUCCAAUGGAAUAGGCCAGUUUUCUCCAUUAUUUGUUUAAUGCUAUAAAAUGUUAUAAUGUACAAUCAGCUAAUGCCAGGCUUAUAUAUUCCCAGAGCAUAAACCAGUCUUGCACAAAUUCACCCUUACAGAAAACUGGCAUCAAGCUUAGUAUCUUUUCCCUUUUAAUCAAUUUGUAGGAUUUUAAAGGCAAAUUAUUCCCAGCAUCACUUAAUGCCGGGAUUAAACACAUCCUAGUAAUCAUUCUCCCGAGAGCAAUCUAGAGUGUGCCUGUCUACACUGACAUAUUACUAAUAUAGUAUGGCUUUUUAUCCAAAGUGGCAAAUCUUUUAAAAUACUUGAAAACACUGUAGAACACUUUAUAUUCAGACUGAAUGUGAGUAAGUUGUUCCUUUUAGCAAAGGGCUUAAUUUGGGUCAGAAAUAUAACAGAAUACAUGAAUAAACAAAGUUAGUUCUAGAAAAACAAAGAAAUUGGUUACUUUUAUUUCCUGAGGGGUCCAAGCAUUUUGUUGAAUGAUUAGAAUUGAGCAAAGACUUAAAGUUCUCCUCAAGGGCAAAUUAGAAAAAUGACUGUGUGAAUGAACUUAGGAUAUCUGUACUCUCUGUGUGACGCUGUGCAGUUUGCUUUUCUAGAGAAGGGUGUCACCUAUAGCCAUACCCAAUAAAAUAAAAACUGAUGAGGCAUGCAUCUUUCGGCACAUCUUUUUAUACAUGAAGAAAUUAAACACGGUUUAGUAUUGCUAUGGUGUUGAGAUACUUGAGAAAAGAUGUCCAUAUCCAAGUGUACAAAAUCCCUUUAAUAAAUUGUAUUUUCUUCUUA
Messenger RNA from Nyctereutes procyonoides (raccoon dog), 3597 nucleotides. It is a transcript of the gene LRP11, whose product is annotated as LDL receptor related protein 11. NCBI's taxonomy places the organism in Eukaryota, Metazoa, Chordata, Mammalia, Carnivora, Canidae. The record is from RefSeq and is a predicted model, not a curated record. Gene Ontology annotation, molecular function: protein binding. The transcript is spliced from 7 exons. The coding region runs from base 306 to 1811 and encodes 501 amino acids.